Cyprinodon tularosa is the source of this 2574-nucleotide messenger RNA. RefSeq names its product G protein-coupled receptor 75 (gene gpr75). The transcript has 2 exons. Gene Ontology annotation, biological process: G protein-coupled receptor signaling pathway. Gene Ontology annotation, cellular component: membrane. The coding region runs from base 515 to 2158 and encodes 547 amino acids. The record is from RefSeq and is a predicted model, not a curated record. Lineage: Eukaryota; Metazoa; Chordata; Actinopteri; Cyprinodontiformes; Cyprinodontidae. Gene Ontology annotation, molecular function: C-C chemokine receptor activity.
UCAGCGUCUUACCCUUUUUGAAUGAUUGGCUUUUACAGACGGACCUCUCGGAUGCGGUGCUUAUGCUCAUGCCCAGACACGUAGACGGUGACUUCAUCCUCAUCUUUCAGCGCACGUCCAGCGGCUUUAGUGGCUGUGCAAGAAUGGAUGGAUGCAUCUAACGCCGAGAAAACCAGCCUGUCUCUGUCAAUUAUCGCUUUUGACAUUUGUGUUGAGAUUUCUGCAGAUGCUCCAGGAAACCUGUUUUUUUUUUUUUUUUUUUUUGCCAGCAUGCUGCGGUGCUUGUGCAGGAGCUGCUGAGGACAUUUUUCUUUAUUAUUUCUUCUUGGCAGAGGCGCCUUCACUCACUGCUGCCUCAAAGGGAAGGAAGAGCAGAAAACAGAUGAUCAUGACGGACCCGCGAUCAAUUUACAGGAUUAACAAAGGACAUAGAUUCUGAGAUGUUCUCCUUCCAUGUAGAGGAAUACUGCUGAACCUGAUGACAGUGGAAUCCAUGUAAGCCUCCAACAAUACAAUGAACAACACUCUCUCACCAUCAGACCUGGUGGAUAUGCCAAGACAGCAGAGCUUCAAUAGCACCGGAGGUAUACAGACGCCUUCAGGUUGGGCCGUGAUUCACACUGCCACCUUGACCUUUUGCUCCCUGCUCCUCAUCUUCAUUUUCUUCCUGGGCUCCUACGGUAACCUUGUGGUGUUCUUGUCUUUUUUCGACCCGGCCUUUCGCAAGUUCCGCACCAAUUUUGACUUCAUGAUCCUCAACCUGUCUUUCUGUGACCUGUUCAUUUGCUGUGUGACAGCUCCCAUGUUUGCGCUGGUGCUCUUUCUGGACGCAGGAGCAGACGACGGGGUGUCAAAAAGUUUCUGCUUUGCCUUCCACCUCACUAGCUCUGGCUUCAUCAUCAUGUCUCUGGAGACAGUGGCAGUGAUCGCCCUGCACAGGCUCCGCAUGGUUUUGGGGCAGCAACCUAACCGGACAGCUUCGUUCCUUUGCACUCUGGCCCUUACUGCCCUUCUGUGGACGUCCAGCUUCACCAUGGCUGCUCUCCUUACCAUGCGUGCAUACCCACGCAGGGAUGGGCCCUGCUUGCCACACUUUGGACUUGGAAGUGGACAAGCUAGAGUUGUGCUAUACGUUUAUCUGGCAGACUUUGCGUUUUGCGUUUCUGUGGUGUCUGUAUCCUAUCUCAUGAUUGCAAGGACACUAAAGAAAAAUGCACAGGUGAGAAAAUGUCCCAUUAUCAGUGUCGAUGCCACAUGUCCACCACAGCCUGCACCUCUGAUUGCAGCAGGCUUUGAGAGCAUGCAGUGUGCUGUUCAAGGCCCUCCUUUGUACCGCAACCAGACGUACAACAAAUUGCAGAAUGUACAGACACAUGCUUAUGCAAACAGGAUCAGCCAGCCUGUAGUUCCAGGAGCAGCCCAAGGAGCCACCUGCUGUCAGAUGGUCUCUUCCGUCAACUUAGCCACAGCCAAAGACUCAAAGGCAGUUGUCACUUGUGUGGUUAUUGUGUUCUCUGUUCUGCUUUGCUGCUUGCCAAUGGGAGUUUCACUGGCGCAGGACGUUUUGUCACCAAAAAGCAACUUUACACAUUACCAGUUUGAACUCUGCGGCUUUGUGCUCAUUUUUCUCAAAUCGGGCAUCAACCCCUUCGUAUACUCACGCAACAGUGCAGGUCUUCGUCGCCGGGUGCUCUGCUGUGUUCAGUGGGCUGCACUGGGCCUUCUCUGUUGCAAGCAAAAGACUCGGCUUCACGCGAUGGGGAAGGGCAGCUUGGAAGUCAAUCGCAAUAAAUCUUCCCAUCAUGAAACAAACUCAGCGUAUGUACUUUCCCCGAAGCCACCCAGGAGGCUGGUAGACCAGGCCUGCGGGCCCAGUCGCUCUAGGGAGUGUGACAGUAGCCCGAGGGCCACAGUGGUGCGGAAACCUCGCUUACCAAGCACUUCUACGCCGAUGAACACCCGCAUUGAGCCGUACUACAGUAUUUACAACAGCAGUCCCUCAGCAGGACCUAGUUCCCCCACCAGCCUGCAGCCUGUCGGCUCUCAGACGUUUGCUUUUGUCAAAUCUUAUGUAGCCAUGCACUACCACACUCACCAAGAUGCAUUGCAAGACUUUGACAGCACCUCAGCACAACAGAUUCCCAUUCCUUCAGUUUGAAAUGUUUGGUCAGUUUUACCAUGGCUUUAAAUUCAUUGCCAACAGGUUCAUUUAAUGCAUUAGAAUCAGCCAUUUCAUUCUCUUUGGCAGUUUGUCAGGAUUAUAAGCUUUGCCACUGAUGCUAUAAUGAAAUAAACCUUAUUAGAAAGUUUAUGAGUUUUGCACUCAAGGAUGCAGUUUCACAGACACCUUGUGCAUGCAAGUGCCACUAUCUCACACAAGUCUAAAGGUUUCAUUUUUACUUUUAGUCUAAGACAACAGCUAGUUGAACUGUUGCAACUUCAGGCUACCAACAUACCCUGCAUAAGUCCACACAGCUGUCAGUGGAAUGUUUUUGCACCUUGAUGAACUUUUUGCUUAAGAAAAUGUAUUCGUGAACCUCAUAGUUUUUAACUUAAUAAAUGGUUAGCAAUCGC